AUGCUCCGGACCUCAACACCCCCUACGGCAGGUACGCCAACUAGCACCAGGGCGUGCCAAAACUGCUCCAGGGCUAAGGCUAAAUGUGCUCCUCACGAUGACAACCCCGAUCCUCGAUGUGCUAGGUGUUUUCGUCUGAAGAAGGAGUGUAUCUUCCCGCCCAGGGUGAAAAGGAAACGACGCUCACCCAAUGCAACCACCAAUGCUGCAUUAGAGGAGAAAAUCGAAAGUCUUGUCAACUUGAUUUCAGCCGCACAAGGAAUCACUUCCACUUCAGAUCUGCUCACCCCUCCGGUCAGCCAGCCUCGGAGCGAGGCCUCUCCGAGUUCUCCAAAUCAGCAACCGGAUGAAGCAACCGCAAAACAAAACGACCUUUCCUGGGCGGGUGUCAGUCAGAGUUGCAGGUCGGCAUGGCAGCUCGAGGCCGUUCGAUUAGAGCAGCAGCUGUCUGCGGUGGCAGCUCCUCCACAGUCAUCUGACUCAAUCUCGCAUCUUCUUCACGAUAACCACUCAGAUUCUCGUAAUGCAGUCCAGGCCCAUGACCCGAGAUGUCUUCUAAACGUCUAUCGAGAGCAAUUCGCUCCACAUUUCCCCUUCAUCUGUAUCCCAGACGGCGUCUCUGCCGAGGAUUUACGCAGCUCAAAGCCAUGGCUCUACAGAACAGUUCUCAUGGUGGCAGCUCAAGAAGAACGACUCCGCCAACAGGAGCUAGGAAAACAAAUUGUAUCAGACAUAGCAUCUGCAAUGCUUCUACGUGGUGAGAAAAGCCUGGACAUGCUCCAGAGCUUAUGCGUCUGCAACUUGUGGGCUUACUACUUCGCAUCCAUCACACCUGUAAGCCAGUCGACGGCCAUGUUCCAGCUGGCUCUUGCAUUACUGUUUGACCUUGGUCUGAAUCGACCAGUGCGGUCAGACACCGGUCCGGGUGAGGUACUAGCAGAUUUUAUGAAGAUCUCUGUAGAUCGAAAACAAGAGAUAAAUCGUUCCUCCGAUGAACGAAGAGCUCUACUUUCGUGCUACUUGUUUGGUUCGGUUUCCAUGUUGUGCGUUAAGAAGUACGAGGGCUUGCAAUACUCUCCUUACAUCGAGUAUGCGUGCCAGGUCCUUGAAGAAGCUGCCGAACAAGAUUCAGAUCUAGUGCUCGUCUCUCUCGUAAGGAUGAAUUGUAUUGUCGACUCGGCAUACAAAAGCCUCCCAAUCAAAACUGCUGGGGAUGAUAUCAAGGCACCCGUAUGGAUGCAUGUCAAGGCAGCUCGAUCAGAGCUGCAGAAACACUGGGAUUCGCUGAGACCUGACGUUCAACAACACCCACUUGUUCAAACGAACUUACAUGACUCAAAUGUCUUUCUUUAUGGCAUCAGCCUCCAGAAACCACUCUUUCCUGAGACUGGGCCAUCUCAGCGUCUUGACUUGUUCUACGCAUGCCUUAUGUCAUGCCAAACUCUUCUUAAUAGUUUCAUCGAAAUGCCAGUCUCCGCAUAUUUCGGGUUCUCAAUCAUGGAUCUCGCUCACAUCGGGCACUCUUGUUCCACCCUUCUCAAAUUAUCUCUUGUCGAAGAGCCCGGCUGGGACCUUGCACAUGUUCGGCAGACGGUAAAUGCAGAGUAUUACUUGGAUCAAAUCGCUUCGAAAUUCAUUCAGGCUGGGAACGCAAUCGACCAAACCCAAAAUCGUGUCUGUAGCGAAUCGUUCCCGACAGGAUGCGGUCGAGCUAUGAUGAGGGUCAAAGCAUGGUAUGAGACGAGGAUCUCGGUAGAGGCCGUACAGGAUCCGCCUGCUCCACAGGCUGAGACGAACGUAAUGGGAAUGGGAGAUACUCUGAGUGUUGACCAGAUGAUGUUAGAUGAUGCAGACUGGGUUGAGUUUGUCAUGGGCAGCAGCAAUUACUGGCCUUAG
Messenger RNA from Hyaloscypha bicolor E, 1896 nucleotides. RefSeq lists its product as uncharacterized. Gene Ontology annotation, molecular function: transcription cis-regulatory region binding; zinc ion binding; DNA-binding transcription factor activity, RNA polymerase II-specific. Gene Ontology annotation, cellular component: nucleus. The transcript has 6 exons. Gene Ontology annotation, biological process: regulation of DNA-templated transcription. Bases 1 to 1896 code for a protein of 631 amino acids. Lineage: Eukaryota; Fungi; Ascomycota; Leotiomycetes; Helotiales; Hyaloscyphaceae. The record is from RefSeq and is a predicted model, not a curated record.